This is a messenger RNA of Arachis ipaensis, 1296 nucleotides long. Lineage: Eukaryota; Viridiplantae; Streptophyta; Magnoliopsida; Fabales; Fabaceae. The record is from RefSeq and is a predicted model, not a curated record.
AUGAUAAAUAAGUUGCGUUCAACAAUCAGAGGGCCAUAUACUUUAGUUGGAAGAAUUCCACCUUCCUUGGGAAAUCUUUCAUCGUUGGAGACUCUGUCACUUGCAUACAAUCAUCUUGAAGGAAAUAUACCUCAUGUUUUGGGAGUGAAUAGUUUUAGAGGACAAAUUCCUCUUACUUUGAGAAUUGGCUUGAACAAGUUUCAGCAACUUAUAAUGGACUAUAACAAUCUUGGGAGUGGACAAAAUUCUCUUCAGGGAUCAAUUCCAGAUUCAGUUGGAAAGCUUGAAAAUCUAGCAAGAUUGAACUUGCAACAGAACAAGUUAUCUAGUAACAUUCCUAGUGUUAUUGGCAAUCUUAUUAUGUUAUCUGAAGUUUAUCGUGGCAUCAAUAAGUUAGAAGGAAGCCUUCCAUUUACCCUUAGAUACUGCACCAUGAUGCAGAAAUUUGUUGUAGACACAAGCUACUUAAGUGGUAAUAUACCCAAUAAUACAUUUGGGUAUCAAAAAGGUUUAAUAACUCUUGAUUUAUCCAUCAAUGUCUUGACCGGUUUCGUUCCUUUAGAUUUUGGUAACUUGAAACAACUUUCCAUAUUGUAUCUACAUACAAAUAAUUUGUUUGGUGAAGUUUCCCUGGAACUUAGUGCUUGUUAUGCUUUAACAGACUUUUGGCUAACGAGAAACUUCUUUCAUGGAAGUAUACUUUCGUUCUUGGGUUCUCUAAGAAAUCUAGAAAUUUUAGACUUUUCAAUCAACAACUUCUCAAAUACAAUAGGAGGUCCAUUAUUUGAACUUGAGAAUCUGACUUUUCUAAAUUAUUUGAACUUUUGUUUUAACCAUCUUUAUGGUGAGGUCCCAAUAGGAGGAAUCUUCAGAAACAUCACGGAAAUUUCACUCAUUGGAAACGAAGAUUUCUGUGGUGGGAUACCUCAGUUGAAUCUCCCUCCAAGUUCUGAGUUGCUUUCACAUAAACAUAAGAGUUCCUUUAAAGUUACCGUGAUCAUUGUAAUUAGUGGGGUUUCGGCAUCUUUUGUGGUUUUCAUCUGCAUUUGUUAUUUGAGGAAAAAGCCCAAAAUAUUAUUUUCUUCACCAUCACUGGAACAUAGGUACUUGAAGGUUUCUUAUGGAGAGCUACAUCAAGCAACCGACGGAUUUUCUACAUCAAAUCUAGUUGACACCAGAAGCUUUGGUUCUGUAUAUAAAGGAACACUACUUGUCCAAUUUGAAAGACGUAUUGCUGUGAAGGUGUUGAAUCUUCAACCUCUACUGUUGAACGGGACUUAUUUAUCGUCGAAUUGA